Molecule: messenger RNA, 1107 nt
Organism: Pocillopora verrucosa
Lineage: Eukaryota; Metazoa; Cnidaria; Anthozoa; Scleractinia; Pocilloporidae
Source: RefSeq, a predicted model, not a curated record
GUUAUUUUUAUGAAGAUUUGUCUAAUUUCUCCCGUAGAAUCGAAGGAAUAUUAAGUACUUUAUUCUGGGCCCUGUUCGGACAUGCGGAUAAGUCAACCUUUAACACACGAAUAAAAACGCUGAGAUCACCGAAAUCACUGGACACUUGCUCUUCGCCACUUACAGUCUCGCUUCCGUGCUAGUUGCAAUGAACCUCCUCAUUGCGAUGUUCAGUAAUACUUUCAAGAAGGUUUCUGAGGAGAAGGAUAUGAAAUUCAAGUUUGCUCGUACCCGUGUUUGGAUGUAUUACGUCAGUAGGAUCAGUCCUCUGCCUCCCCCGUUUAACUUGUUUCCGGUAGGAAAGAUCGCUCUAGGAAUCCGCCGGCUCGUUACACGGUGCAGCUCAAUGGGAGAAUGUCUCGUCUGCAAUGAGAAGCAAGAAUCGUCUCCAAAAACCAAGACAAAUGAGAAGAGACGUCGAAUGGUCAUCAAAAAUCUAAUCCAGCGCUAUUUUGAUGUGAACGGAAAAACACAAAAAGAGGAGCCUGUUGAAGAUCAUCCACCUCCAGAAGAGUUACAAUGCAAGCUGAUGGAGGUCACUAAUACAUUACAGAAUCUACAAACUGCGAUAAAGCGGUUCCGUCAAAAAACACCAACGGAAAAGAAUAAGACUGAGAAAACAGAACCGCUCGAGUGAUGCAGCUUGUUUUAACAAGUUGAUUGCUAAGACAAAGAUACAUUCGUAUUGCUCGCUAAAUAGAUUUUGAAAUGAAAAAGAAUUAGUUAAUGUAACGAGGAAAAUUCUGUGAUACAAUGCCACUGACUCAUCUGGCCACUCUAGCGCAUAUAAGAAAAUACAUUUUAUGAUGUCUACUCGAUAAUCAAAGUAUAUCAAAAUAGCUUUUUGUCACAAAUCGGUUUGUGGAAUGGGUGUCGUCCAAACAAUGCAGAGUAGCAUAAGAAGUCGAAUUUUAUUGUAAAGCAUACAAUUUCGCUACAUACCAUUAGUAAGAUGCCGUAAUUAAUUUACCGUAACAUAUUGAAAGUAGUGUAAUAUGUCGUAAAAUAAUGUAAAUGUAGAGUAUUGUGUAGGUAGUGUAAGUAAUCGAGUGUAAGUCAUCUUACUGU